AUGAUUGGAGACAUCACUUAUAAGAACCCAAAUGUGUCUGGACGCUUUCAGUAUUUAAUGGUUCGUGGUAUCAAAUGGACUACUUCAGAGUCGAGGAAAUUUAGACUCAUUCAUACUCUACUUCCAGUAGUGUACAUGGAGAAAAAUCCCUUUAAAUUGCGAGAUCAAGUAGCUAGCUUUAUCAACCCGUCUAUAUCUUCUUUUUCCGCCUCCUUCUACCCCGUGGUAUUGGAGACUGUGUCGGUCCGAGAAGUAGAGGAACCACCGGAAGCUUCCUUCCCAGUGGCACCCGCACAGGCAGUCCCCCCCAGUGGCUCCCACUCAGUGGCACCCGUCCAGGCAGUCCCCACAGUGGCACCCACCCAAGCAGUCCCCCAGUGGCACACCGGGCAGUCCCCCAGUGGCACCCAGUCCCCCAGUGCACCCGCCGCGGCAGUCACCCCAGGGGCACCCGGCCACGUCCCCAUUGGCACUCACCUCGUCCCCCCAGUGGCACCCGCCCCGGCAAUCCCCCCAGUGGCACCCACCAAGCAGUCCCCCAGUGGCAACCCGCCCGGAGUCCCCAGUGGCACCCACCCAGGCAGUAUACCCCCCAGUUUGGCACCCACCCAGCAGUCCCCCAGGUGGCACCAACCCAGGGCAGUCCCCCCAAUGGCACCCGCCGCGGCAGUUUACGGCAAGGGCACCCGCCAGCAGUCCCAUUGCACUCACCUCGGCAGUCCCCCCCAGUGGCACCAACCCAGGCAGUCCCAAGUGGCCCCGCGCUCGGCCAGUCCCCAGGGCACCCGUUCCCCCAGGCACUGGCAGUCCCCCCAGUGGCACCAUCCGACCGCCCGGCAGUCCCCCCAGUGGCACCCGCCGGCAAUCCCCCAAGUAGCAGUCCCCACCGUGGCACCCACCCAGGCAGUCCCCCAGUGGCACCCAUCGGCAACCCCCAGUCCCCCAGUGGCACCCACCCAGGCAGUUCCCCCCAGUGGCACCCGCCCGGCAGUCCCCCCAGUGCACCCCGCCCAGGCAGUCCCCCAGUGGCACCCAAUCCCCAAUCCCCCAGUGGCACCCACCCCCGGCAAUCCCCCAGUGGCACCCACCCAGGCAAGUCCCCAGUGGCCCCCCCCAGGCAGUCCCCCCCAGUGGCACCACCCGGCAAUCCCCCAGUGCACCCACCCAGGCAGUUCCCCCAGUGGCACCCACCCAGGCAGUUCCCCCACCAGUGGCACCCACCCAGGCAGUCCCCCCAGUGGCAAAUCCCCCAGUGGGCAAGUCCCCCCAGUGGGCACCCGCAGCCCCCAGCACCGUCAGUCCCCCGUGCACCCGCCCAGAGUGGCCACCACCCCCCAGUGGCCACUAGGGCCCCGGCAGUGGCACCCGCCCCGGCAAAUCCCCCAGUGGCACUCGCCCCGGCAGUCCCCCCAGUGGCCCCCACCCCGGCAGUCCCCCCCAGUGGCACUCGCCCCGGCAGUCCCCCAGUGGCCCCCACCCCGGCAGUGUGGCCCCCACCCCGGCAGUCCCCCAGUGGCCCCACCCCGGCAGGUCCCCCCAGUGGCCCCAGGCAGUCCCCCAGUGGCCCCACCCAGUGUGGCCCCCACCGCCGGCAGUCCCCCCAGUGGCCCCCCACCCCGGCAGUUCCCCCCAGUGGCCCCCACUGGGGGGGACUGCCUGAGUGGAUAUCACUUUGGGGGACUGCUGGGUAGGUGCCACUGGGGACUGGGGAGUGCACUGCCGGGUGGCUCCCACCAGGCUGUCCCCCCCAGUAGCUCCAACCCUGGCUGUCCCCCCAGUAGCCCCAGGCUGUUCCUCGGCACCCACCCAGCCAGGCAGUUCCCCCCAGGGGCACCCAUCCAGGCAGUCCCCCAGGCAUCCUCCCAGGCAGUCCCCCCAGUGGUCCCCUCAGUGGCACCCACCCCAGGCAGUCCCCCAGUCCCCCACCCAGGCAGUUCCCCAGUGGCACCCACCACUCAGGUGUCCCCCCAGUGGCUGUUCCCCCCAGUGGCCACCACCCAGGCUGUCCCCAGUGGCCCCACCCCCCCUGUGGCACCCACCAGGCUGUCCCCCUGUGGCAUCCACCCAGACAGUCCCCCAGUGGCACUCGGCCAGACUGUCCCCCCAGUGGCAGUCUCCCCAGUGGUACCCGCCCAGGCUGUCCCCCAGUGGUUUCCCACCCAGGCAGUCCCCACAGUGGCACCCCGCCCAGGCUGUCCCCCAGUGGCACCCGCCCAGGCUGCUCCCCCAGUGGCACCGGCCCAGGCUGUCCCCCCCAGUGGCAGUCCCCCAGUGGCACCCGCCCAGGCUGUCCCCAGUGGCACCCGCCCAGGCUGUCCCUCCAGCGGCACCCGUCCUCCCAGUGGCACCCACCCAGGCAGUUCCCCCCAGUGGCACCCGCCAGGUUGUGGCACCCGCCUAGGCAGUCUCCCCAGUGGCACCCGCCCAGGCUGUCCCCCCAGUGGCACCCACCCAGGCAGUCCCCCAGUGACACCCAUCCCCCAAGUGGAUCCCACCCAGGCAGUCUUUUCAUAUUUUGUUAUAGAAAGGACUAAUGGAAUGCAAAUAUAA
Molecule: messenger RNA, 2550 nt
Organism: Penaeus vannamei (Pacific white shrimp)
Lineage: Eukaryota; Metazoa; Arthropoda; Malacostraca; Decapoda; Penaeidae
Source: RefSeq, a predicted model, not a curated record